AUGGACCAUUCUUCCAGCCCACCACCAGAGCCUAAUGGGCUAAAAACCACCCAAUCACUUGCAAAUAUACUUCACAAACUUGGACCAAUCACAGACGUUUCCUACGAGCCUUUCCAACCCGAAUCUAGACAGCCAGCAAGAGCGAUUCUACCUCCUGAUUUUCCACGAAAACCACGCCCGUUCGAUUACUUUAGCCUGUUCUUUACUCCCAAGCUUUUCCAGACAAUUACUACAAAUACCAAUCGAUAUACGAGCAUGCAAAGGCUACAUAUAAAGGAGGAGAGGGUACGAGAAUGGACAGAUUUACUUCUGGAGGAAUUACACGUGUUUCUCGGUGCUAUUAUAUAUAUGGGAGUACACGAUGAGCCUCAAAUUGAGAUAUACUGGAAUUCAGACUUUAAUAAAGGUCCUCUACACUCAAUUACAAGCCAUAUAUCGCUCUGCCGCUUUGAACAAAUCAAGCGGUAUUGCCAUAUUUCGUGCCCUAUAAAUGACGAGCAAAAUGGGUAUUACUUACCAAAUAAUAAGCUUUGGUGGUAUAAGCUUGAACCUCUUGCUUCGUCUAUACAAGCUUCUUGUCAAGUAUAUUACUCGCCUUCAUCUGAAGUGAGUAUUGACGAACUUAUGGUACGGUGCUUUGGCAGGUGCGUUUCCCCCAUUUUUAUUACCCCGCUACCCCGCUAAUUAUUAUUCUAGAUCCUUACAUACAUACAAAAUGCCCAAAAAGCCGAUUAAACAAGGGUAUAAAAUCUACGGGCUUGCGGAUCAUAGAUAUAUAUAUAAUUGGACUUGGAGCUCGCGAGAGAAGGGGUUACAAAAAAUGACUCUCUAUCCAACCCUUAUAAAUACCGGUUCUCUGGUACGAAAUCUGGCACUUUCCCUUCCACGCCACUACCUUACAAUAUACCUCGAUAAUUACUUUACCUCUGUACCCUUAUUUUCAGAGCUACGAGCCUGUAAAUUUGGUGCAGUAGAUACUACUCGCCCGUACAAGCUAUUUCCACCAG
Messenger RNA from Hyaloscypha bicolor E, 1007 nucleotides. RefSeq lists its product as uncharacterized. NCBI's taxonomy places the organism in Eukaryota, Fungi, Ascomycota, Leotiomycetes, Helotiales, Hyaloscyphaceae. The record is from RefSeq and is a predicted model, not a curated record. Bases 1 to 684 code for a protein of 227 amino acids. The transcript has a single exon.